CGUCGGCGCGAUGACGCGUCCUCCCGUCGCGCCCGACGCGGAAGGCGACGACUCGUCGCACGAUGGAUCCGCGUCCGACGUCCCCGCCGCCUCCGAGUCCUGGGGCCGCGCCGAAGACGCCGCGCUCAUCGACGCCGCCGCGCUCGGGCAUCUCAUCGAAGUCCAGCGUAUACUCGCGAGCGGCGAAGCCGACGUCGACGCGCGAGACGAAGACCAAGGCGGAAGCACCGCGCUCGUGCUCGCGUCGCAAAACGGCCGCCCGAUGGUCGUCGACGCGCUCCUCGCCGCGGGCGCGGACGUCAACGCGUGCAACGCCGGCGGCGACACGCCUUUAAUCCUCGCGUCGCUGAACGGACACGGCGCCAUCGUCGACGCGCUCCUCCGCGCGGGCGCGAACGUUCACGCGACCGAUCAAUUCGGAAGCUGCGCGCUGUUCUACGCGUCCAGGCAAGGGCACUGCGGGCUGCUCGACGCGCUCAUCGACCGCGGCGCGGACGUGAACGGAAGCAGGGUCACCGCGCUGCUGAUCGCGAGUCGCUUCGGGCACGCGAGCGCGGUGAACAAGCUCCUGCUCGCGGGAGCCGACGUCAGCGCCGUGGACGACGACAAGAACACGGCGCUGCAUCGCACGGCGUUGGAGACGACGCCGGGCGCGGUGUACGGCGGCGGCACCGGCGAGGUCGUCGAGCUGCUCAUCAAGAACUGCGCGAGAAUGGACGUGGUGAACAACGACGGGCUGACGCCGAUGCAGCUCGCGCUGAAAGGACUGAACCGACCGAACGAGUGGCAGCGGCGACGGUGUCGCGAGGUGGUGGACGUGCUCGAGGCGGCGAAGAACAUGAGCUUGGGGUUGCGGCGUUGGAUCCACGCCGCCGGGUUGGAGUGCCAGUGGCGCGAGUUCGCGCGUCUGGGCGCCAAGUACAUGGACGACAUCCACAUGCUCGAGCGCGACGACGCGAAGCGGGAGAAGGGGUCGUCGCUCACGCCGAUCCAGGCGAACCGUCUCUUCCGAGCGGUGUCCAACUCGGUGAAUUUGAUUCAGAGCGAUUACGAGGGCGGCGCGGGGGUGUUGACGGGGGGCGGGGUGCGCGAGAAUCGCGGCGAGGGCGACCAGGGCGGCGAGGGCGGCGACGGCGCCGAGGGCGCCGAGGACGACGACGACGGCGAUUGGCUGAAGAUGGGGAAGAGGUUCGAGCAGUUCCUGCUCGACCACAAGCUCGAGGAUUACGCGGAUCACUUUUCGAUGCUCGGGUGCGCGUUCGAGAGGGAUCUGCUGGACAUCACCGACGCGCAGCUGUCGCUGAUGGUCGAGCGGCACGGCCUCAAAGUCCUCGACCGCCGGCGGUUCGCGAAAGCGCUCGUCGGGCUGCGCCGCCGGCUGCUCGACGGCGAGAGAAGCGACGGGCACAACAGCCCCGGGUGCAGCGCGGCGAACGGCGUGGAGGAGCGGCACCCGCACCCGCCAACGAAGCGGACGCCCGCGUCGUCCGAGGCGACGCCGGGGCCCGGACCGGUGGGGCCCGGCGGGCCGACGAAGUCGGGCGCGGCCAAGGCGGCGACGGCGGCGACGGAGCGCGGCGGAGGCGGAGACGGUCACGGAGACGGCCGGGGGAUGGUGGGGACGGAGAUGGGGCCGCCGAUGUCGAGGAGCCCCGCGCAGGUGGAUUAGGAGCCGCGCGCGAUCGAUCGCGCGGCGCGGUGCGAGACCUUUUCCGUGAAGAGACUCAUCGCGCACGUUCAGCUUUUCUCUGCU
Messenger RNA from Micromonas pusilla CCMP1545, 1753 nucleotides. RefSeq names its product ANK protein. The transcript has 4 exons. The coding region runs from base 11 to 1669 and encodes 552 amino acids. NCBI's taxonomy places the organism in Eukaryota, Viridiplantae, Chlorophyta, Mamiellophyceae, Mamiellales, Mamiellaceae. Gene Ontology annotation, biological process: positive regulation of transcription by RNA polymerase II. Gene Ontology annotation, molecular function: transcription cis-regulatory region binding; protein binding. The record is from RefSeq and is a predicted model, not a curated record. Gene Ontology annotation, cellular component: nucleus.